Staurois parvus is the source of this 297-nucleotide messenger RNA. The record is from the annotation of a GenBank genome assembly. Lineage: Eukaryota; Metazoa; Chordata; Amphibia; Anura; Ranidae.
CUGAUAGAUGGCACUGAUUGGCAUUGAUAGGUGGCACUGACUGGCGACAUUGAAAGGCAGUUCAGAUGGGCACUGAUAUGUGGCAUUGAUGUGCACUGAUAUGCACUGAUAUGUGGCAUUGCUGCGGCACUGAUGGGCACUGGCACGUGGCACUGAUGAGCACUGACAGGUGGCACUUCUGGGGCCACACUGAUCAUCAGGGCACAUUGAUCAUCAGUGCCCUGAAGAUCUGUCUGUCAGCGUGACAGCUCGAGAGGAGAGAAAUACAGAUAACCGGCAUUUCCGUGUUUACAUGUG